AAUUAGUCCGUCUUGGGUCCCCGAACGUGCUGUUCUCAAUUUCGUCAAGGGGGAACUUGGCGACAAGGUUCUCCCACAAUUCUUUGGCCUUGCAGAAUGCGUACAAUAGCAGCGCGAUUCAGCCCUUAUCUAUGGAGGAGAACGCCUAUAAAUUUACAACCCCGACGUUUUUCUACUCCCAGCUUUGGGAGAGAUGAACAGUCAAUAGAACAAGAAGCUGAAAGAAAAGUAGGGUGGCUGUUAAAAUUAAUUUUUGCUGGGACUGCUACAGUUAUUGGGUAUCAAACUUUCCCAUACAUGGGAGACAAUCUGAUCCAACAAUCUGUCUCACUUCUACAAGUCAAGGAUCCCUUAUUUAAAAGAAUGGGUGCGUCCAGAUUAGCUCGUUUUGCUAUAGAUGAUGAAAGAAGGAUGAAAAUUGUUGAGAUUGGUGGGGCUCAACAGCUUUUGAACAUGUUAGAGUGUGCCAGAGAUGAUCGCACGAGGAAGGAAGCCUUGAAGGCUCUUUUUGCAAUAUCAAAAUCAGAUGAGGCUGCUGUGGUCUUACAUCAAGCUGGAGCCAUGUCAAUCAUCAAGUCCACCCUCGAGUCUGCUGAGGAUGCUGAAGUUGGGAAAUACAAGUCAAAUUUGCUGAGUCGAUUUCAAGAUUUGUCAUAUGAUAUUAGGUCUUGAGAUUACUAUUAUCUGGUCUGAGAUUCCAAUCACUUUCUUAGAAGUUGGCCAUAACGCCUUUAGGUAGAUGUUUUAUUUGAUUGCUGACCUUUUAGAAAAAAAAAAUCUGAAGAAAGUUGAGAGAAUCCAUUUAUCUUCUCAAAAGAAGGAAAGUUGAGAGAAUCCUUUCUGUUGUAAAAAAAAAAGGACUGUUGAGAAAAUCCUUACAUGGGUAAAUCAUGUUACAUGUCCACUAGAAAGCCAUGGUUAUGCUAAGUGAAAGCUCCCUUGUUUAAUGGGAUCUUAAAAAUGGUAGCAAGUGAGUUAAGAAGUUGUAAUGUUGUAAAUUCUACAAGAGGCAUCAGAAUGGAAAAAUAACCCAAUGCAAAAAAUUUCCAUUGGCGCACAACUAUGCAACUACACUCUCCAACUGAGAGAGUCCUACAACUUGUGUUCUCGGGGAUGAUACUUUUGGCUUCCCUAAUUAUGUUGUGGGAGUCGGAUUAUGAAUGAAAGAAAACGAACACUCGUUGGCUUUGUUUCUUCAAA
Molecule: messenger RNA, 1200 nt
Organism: Solanum dulcamara
Lineage: Eukaryota; Viridiplantae; Streptophyta; Magnoliopsida; Solanales; Solanaceae
Exons: 6
Coding region: 97-672 (191 amino acids)
Source: RefSeq, a predicted model, not a curated record